This is a messenger RNA of Hippocampus comes (tiger tail seahorse), 1844 nucleotides long. It is a transcript of the gene hoxd9a, whose product is annotated as homeobox D9a. Gene Ontology annotation, molecular function: DNA-binding transcription factor activity, RNA polymerase II-specific; RNA polymerase II cis-regulatory region sequence-specific DNA binding. The record is from RefSeq and is a predicted model, not a curated record. Bases 330 to 1601 code for a protein of 423 amino acids. The transcript is spliced from 4 exons. Lineage: Eukaryota; Metazoa; Chordata; Actinopteri; Syngnathiformes; Syngnathidae. Gene Ontology annotation, biological process: embryonic skeletal system morphogenesis; regulation of transcription by RNA polymerase II; proximal/distal pattern formation. Gene Ontology annotation, cellular component: nucleus.
GAGAGUAACGGAACUAGCUUUCACGUGAGCGCGCGAGGCGUAUGUGUUGUAGUUACUUAAUUGUUCACACGUAAUCGAGUCGUGUUUAUAUUUCUCCUAUUCAAAUUAGAGAGAGGGGGAAAAAAAUAAAAUACGAAAAAAAAGCAAAGGGGGGUGCAUUAAGGUAGGCUUGAUUUACUGGCAGUAUUAGUAAAUAUGAUCACGUGAUCCGUGUAACCAAUCCGUGCAGACGCAGGCAAGCAAAAAAUACUAUGAUUGUUCAUAGAGGGGAGCUUCCCCCUUAAGAGUGCGAGUCGUUUUAUUUUGAGUGCUCGCAUCAAAACAAAAAAAUGUCUUCCAGCGGCGCCCUCGCCAGCUGCUACGCUGACGCCGUUCUCGGUCCGGACGCGGAGGACGUGUACGGCUCCCGCUUCAUUCAGCCUCCCCCGCACACGAUGGCCCCCACCAGGCCACCGGGCGCCGGGGAGCACCUCGCUGACUUCUCCUCCUGCAAUUUCGCUCCCAAAUCCACCGUCUUCCCCCCGUCGUGGCCGCCGGUUCAUCCGCAGGGGCUCUACCACCACCCGUACGCGCACCAGUCCGACCCAAGAUGCGUUGGGGCGCGACCCUGGAUGGACCCGGUCCCCGACCUCGUCCCCCGCUUCGCCGGAUUCCCCCCCGGCCGACGCGCGCCCUGUGCUCCGAAGCCGGAGCGUUCCCCGCCGAAGAUCCGCGACGCCAAGCCGGGCCAGGAGCCUCGAAGUCGGCCUUUUGUCGAGGAUGUCCCCGAAGGUCCGGAGAGGGCGCAGAGUGGAAGUGAACUUUCCAGCCACAGCGAGCCCAAAGAGGAGAAACAAGUUGACCCAAGCAACCCGGCAGCGAACUGGAUCCACGCACGCUCCAGUCGGAAGAAGCGCUGUCCCUACACCAAAUAUCAGACUCUAGAGCUGGAGAAGGAGUUCCUGUACAACAUGUACCUGAGCCGGGACCGGCGCUACGAGGUGGCCCGCAUCCUAAGCCUGAGCGAGAGGCAAGUCAAGAUCUGGUUCCAGAACCGCAGGAUGAAAAUGAAGAAGAUGAACCGAGAGAGAGGCGGAAAGGAGCAGCUAUCCGCCCCAAGAGGCGUUGGGGCGCGACCCUGGAUGGACCCGGUCCCCGACCUCGUCCCCCGCUUCGCCGGAUUCCCCCCCGGCCGACGCGCGCCCUGUGCUCCGAAGCCGGAGCGUUCCCCGCCGAAGAUCCGCGACGCCAAGCCGGGCCAGGAGCCUCGAAGUCGGCCUUUUGUCGAGGAUGUCCCCGAAGGUCCGGAGAGGGCGCAGAGUGGAAGUGAACUUUCCAGCCACAGCGAGCCCAAAGAGGAGAAACAAGUUGACCCAAGCAACCCGGCAGCGAACUGGAUCCACGCACGCUCCAGUCGGAAGAAGCGCUGUCCCUACACCAAAUAUCAGACUCUAGAGCUGGAGAAGGAGUUCCUGUACAACAUGUACCUGAGCCGGGACCGGCGCUACGAGGUGGCCCGCAUCCUAAGCCUGAGCGAGAGGCAAGUCAAGAUCUGGUUCCAGAACCGCAGGAUGAAAAUGAAGAAGAUGAACCGAGAGAGAGGCGGAAAGGAGCAGCUAUAGGAUUGCACUCAGGACAAGUUUGGAUUUUUAUUUUGAAAAAAAAAAAACACAAUUUCUAUGAUUUGAUUUCAAGGCACCCAAGAGACACUGUGGAUCACGUUCCAGCGAAGCCAUCAUUUCUCACUUGAUCUUUUUUUUUUUUUUUUUGCAAUUGAAUAAGGUGACAAAAAGGGACGCGAGUGUGUGUGUGUUUACGUGUGGCCUAUAUUUGCUUUUAGUUGUAUAUAAAGAUUUUUCACCGUU